Thlaspi arvense is the source of this 2587-nucleotide messenger RNA. The record is from the annotation of a GenBank genome assembly. Lineage: Eukaryota; Viridiplantae; Streptophyta; Magnoliopsida; Brassicales; Brassicaceae.
UUCGGGAAAAAACUGCAGGCUUGUGCAUUAAGUCAAAUUAUUACACUUGGCACAAAAAAAAUAAAUCGCUUCUCCCACUAAAAAAGCAACUCCUUUUGGCUCUUUGAAAAAAAUGUGUUUAUUAUUAUUUUUUGAGUUUUACUUAUUAAAAGAAAAAGAAAGAAAUAACGAUUACAAUCGCAAAUCUAGAAUAAGAAAAAUCGAGAUCUGCUUCAAUUUUCUCAGUCUCCUUCUUCUCCUCCUUCAAAGCUUUUAAGUUUUUUCCAGAUUCCAGCUCUUCCUUAGUUUUCUACCAACUUCCCAAGCUACCUUGGUGAAUUCAUGGAGUUCCAAGGACUCGUCCUUGCUACUCGGGUCGAAUGUUUCCGGGUUAAAUUUCAACCCGAAUAUAAUUUUUUGACAUUCUUCUCCGUUCUGCAACCAGACAUCGAGCAUGCGCUUCUGAUUCUGUUUCUUGGUAGCACUUUAAACCCUGAGGUAUUGUGAGAGUACACAGCAAAUCGCCGAUUUUGGGUUUUUUUUUUAUAAAACGUGAAGCAGACGCGCUCAAAAUCGCCAAAAAAAUGAGGUUUAAACAAAAAUACAGAACUCAGACGGAGAACAGAGAGAGACGAAGAACAAAAGAAAGAGACGAAGAACGAAAGAAAGAGACGAAGAACGAAAGAAAGAGACGAAGAACGAAAGCGACGAAGAAGAAAAUAAGAACUCAGACGAAGAACAGAGAGAGACGAAGAAGAACGAAAGAAAGAGACGAAGAAAUAAAUACACGAAGAAGAUAAUAAGAAUGGUGGAGAAGGUUUUUGGCGGCCGUUUAGCGUGUCAGCUUAAUUGCUGUUACGCUAUUUCAGAAAUUUCUAAGUGGAAUUACUUAGGAAAGCGCAUCCAUGGUUUGGGUAGUGGAUUAAGGAAUGAUAGGCAGGCUUCAUACCUUAACUCUACACUACAGUGUCUCACUCACACUGAGUUGCUCAUGGAUUUACUUAAUUCAUAUCAUUGUGAGAAUCCAACAUUCUGUGCUUUGAGAGCUCUCAGAAACCACAUACAUGAGGCACUCACUACAUCACAAGAUUCAAUAUCUCCAGAUGAGUUUCUUGACCAUGUGAAUCGUAUUUCCACUCGCUUCUUGCCUUACCAACAAGAAGACGCUUAUGAGUUUCUAAUGGCACUUUUGGACAAUCUGGAGUGUUGUUGUCCUCUGUAUCAAAUCAGGCAUAUCGCUUUGAAAGAGAUUAACAUUGUUCAGCAUGUGUUUGGUGGCGUUCUCAUCAGUUUGCUUCGUUGCUGCAACUGCAGUUCUGUGUCUGAGACAUUUGAAAAUUCUCUUGGGUUGAGUUUGGUAAUUGAAGAUGUGGAUAACAUUUCAAGUGCACUGGAAUUGUUUACCCGAGUGGAAACAUUUGAAGAGAAAUUCUCCUGUGAUGAUUGUAAGAAAACGGUUUCAAAGGAGAAAAAAUUCUUUCUGGAUAAGCUGCCACGUGUGGCGACACUACACCUGAAGAGAUUCGCCAUAAACCAAGGGAAGAUGCAGAAGAUAUGCAAGGCUGUUACUGUCCCUUUCGAGUUGGAUCUCAAACGAUUCAUGAGAGAUCAGCAUAGGCAAGUAGAUGCAACAAAUUAUUAUCUCUAUGCUUUUGUAGAGCAUGUGGGCACUUCUGUAGAGUUCGGGCACUACAUCUCUUAUGUGAGAUCAUCCCCCAAAGCAUGGCAUAAAUUCGACGAUGCGGAGGUCAGUAGAAUCGAUGAAGAUAGUGUGCAAACAGAGAAUUCUUAUAUUCUCUUCUAUGCAAGAGAAGACACUCUCGAGGAUUCUUCCAUGGCAACGCUUCAUUUAGAAAUUGACAGAGGGACCAAUGGCGAUGAGCCUGAUCAUGUGCUCAAGGUUCAAAAUCAAGACUCCUCUCCAAAACCGCGAGAUUUGUUACUAUCAGCAGCAGAGUGCAGUCUUAAGCCUCGUUUGGACAUUGACAGAGGGACCAAUGGCGAUGAGCCUGAUCAUGUGCUCAAGGUUCAAAAUCAAGACUCAUCUCCAAAACCGCAAGAUUUGUUACUAUCAGCAGCAGAGUGCAGUCUUAAGCCUCGUUUGGACAUUGACAGAGGGACCAUUGGUGAUGAUUUGUUCGAUGUUCCUAGUGAUCUGUUCGAUGUUCACGCAGCUCAAGAAAGGAUUACAAAACUUUUUGAAAAGCUGAAGACACAUAAACUAGAUGAUGAUAAGCAGGAAUGGGAUGCCAAAAGGCAACUUCAAAAAGCUGAGAUGAAGAAGAAAAGAGAUGCAGAGAAUAAGAGACGAGAGGAGUUGAAGAACCAAAAAGGUAAGGGGAAUAAGAAAAAUGGCGAGGUCGGGAAGAAAUAAUGAGGAAAAUUCACGAAAUGUCUCCUCAAGAAAACAUUAAAAAAACGUGUUAUACACAUUAAAAUCAUUUUGUGCUGAAUAUAUGGAAGGGAAAUUCAAAUAUAGGAAAAUAUCUGGUGGGAUUUUUUGAAAUCUAAACUAGAUCAUGAGAAAGAGUAAUGAGAUGCCAAAAGGCAAAUUGCAAAAGGAUGAGAAGAAGAGACGAGAGGAGGUGAAGAACAAAAAGGAUUAGGG